Molecule: messenger RNA, 1738 nt
Organism: Uranotaenia lowii
Lineage: Eukaryota; Metazoa; Arthropoda; Insecta; Diptera; Culicidae
Product: fatty acyl-CoA reductase 1-like
Exons: 5
Coding region: 177-1706 (509 amino acids)
Biological process (GO): long-chain fatty-acyl-CoA metabolic process
Cellular component (GO): peroxisome
Molecular function (GO): alcohol-forming very long-chain fatty acyl-CoA reductase (NADP+) activity
Source: RefSeq, a predicted model, not a curated record
GUGAAUUUGUCUUGAACUUUUCUGGUCGAGAAUGAUUAGUACCUGUCUAAAUGGAGCAAUUCAAUUUUCCCAACGAAAAGCAACAAAAUAUCGUUGAAAUUAUAAAUUCAAAUUCCUCCCAAUGCAUAAUUGAUUGGGCCACAGAGAUUAUAAAAUAAACCGGGGCACCGGGAGCAAUGCCAGUUUUGCCAACGGUUGUAAUCGAUAUCGAGCCGAACACGAUGGAUACGGGAUACGGGUUGAAAAAUAUUCCAGAAACUUUUUCUGGGGUGGAUGUUUUCAUAACUGGUGGUACCGGAUUUAUGGGGAAAAUACUGAUCGAAAAGAUUGUUCGGUCAUGUCCGGAUGUGAAAAAUGUUUUUGUGCUUGUUAGGUCCCAAAAAGGCAAAAGUGCACAAGAAAGGAUUACGGAAAUGCUAAGUGUUCCUCUGUUUGAUGUGGUGCGAAAACUGUUCCCGGAGUUCGCGAAAAAAAUCAUCGCCAUUGAAGGCGAUUGCGUUCAACUGAAGCUAGGUUUGGAUGUAAAAAAUGUCCAGCGAUUACAAGCCGUACAGUUUGUGUUUCACGUGGCCGCAAGCGUGCGAUUUGAUGAUCCGUUGAAGAAAGCAAUUCUGAUGAAUGUAAGAGGAACGAGAGAGUUGUUGGAUCUGUGCAAAACAUUGACGAAGUUGAGAGCUGUUGUGCACGUAUCGACGGCUUAUUGUAAUCCCGAAGUGUUCGAUGUUGAAGAGCUUAUUUAUCCGGCAAAAAUGUCUUGGAAGGACGCUAUAAGAUAUGCAGAGCAAUUGGAUGAUGAAAUCUUUGAAACAUUAACUUUGAAGUUGACGAACUUCGCUAUAAACACGUAUACUUUCACCAAAGGAUUAGCAGAACAGAUUUGUAAAGACUACAGCGACGAAAUUCCACUGACUAUAAUGAGACCAUCGGUUGUUACGAAUACGGAGCGCGAACCGAUUCCUGGAUGGAUAGAUAACUUCAGUGGUCCCACCAGUCUUUUGAUAGGAGGCUGCACUGGUGUUCUUAGAGUGAUAUGGCUGAAACUAGAUAAACAUAUCAACUGCAUUCCGGCUGAUGUUUGCAUAAAAUCCUUCAUUAUUGCAGCUUGGAAGCGUGCCAAUUGCUCUUCGAAACAUUCGCUGGAUGUUUAUAACUGUGCGGUUGAUCACAUUAAAUCUUAUACCUACAGGUUUUUCUGCUGUGAAGCCAUGCCGAUCUACUACAAAAUUCCGUACACAUCGGCAUGGUACAAACCAGGCUAUGUUAGCUCUGCCCAUCAAUCUGUUUAUUUGGCUUUGUUCAUUUUGCUUCAACUUCCACCGGCGUUGAUAGUGGAUUUCGUUCAACGAUUGCAGAAUAAACAUCGAAAAAUCUUCAAACUACUUCGCGCAGGGUUCCAAGCAACAAUGGCCUUGAAACAUUUUACCCAUAACGAGUGGCAAAUAAAUAACAAAAAUUUCAGAAACCUCAGCAAUGAACUGCUCCGGCAAGAUAGGAAGGAUUUUUCCCUUGAUCACAUCACCGAAAGUUUAAUGGAAUAUUUCAGAAUCAGCACGUUGGGGUCCCGUAGAUAUUUGCUGAAGGAUCCCGAUCACACGAUACCGGCCGCCAUCAAACAGCUGAAACGGUACCACGUGAUUGAUGACACAUUGAAAGUGUUACUGGUUGGAGUCUUCUUUUGGUUUGUCUAUUGUGUAAGUUUGAAAUAAACUAAACCAGAUAUGAUCUUAAUAAAUUUAAU